Sardina pilchardus (European sardine) is the source of this 487-nucleotide messenger RNA. RefSeq names its product histone H2B-like. Gene Ontology annotation, molecular function: DNA binding; protein heterodimerization activity; structural constituent of chromatin. Gene Ontology annotation, cellular component: nucleosome. Lineage: Eukaryota; Metazoa; Chordata; Actinopteri; Clupeiformes; Clupeidae. Bases 8 to 382 code for a protein of 124 amino acids. The transcript has a single exon. The record is from RefSeq and is a predicted model, not a curated record.
UUUCAACAUGCCUGACCCAGCCAAGCCUGCCCCAAAGAAGGGCUCCAAGAAAGCCGUGACGAAGACCGCCGGCAAAGGAGGAAAGAAACGCAGAAAGUCCAGGAAAGAAAGUUAUGCCAUCUAUGUGUACAAAGUCCUGAAGCAGGUCCACCCUGAUACCGGUAUCUCUUCCAAGGCGAUGGGCAUCAUGAACUCCUUCGUGAACGACAUCUUCGAGCGCAUCGCUGGAGAGGCUUCCCGUUUGGCUCAUUACAACAAGCGCUCCACCAUCUCUUCCAGGGAGAUCCAGACCGCUGUGCGUCUGCUUCUGCCCGGUGAGCUGGCCAAGCACGCCGUGUCCGAGGGAACAAAGGCAGUCACCAAAUACACUAGCUCCAAGUAGAGUGUUCAUGUAGUCUACGCUUCCUAACCCAAAGGCUCUUUUAAGAGCCACCCACACUCUCUUUGAAAAGCAAUUCCUUUAUAAUCUAUAACGUGUAUGUGUGCG